GUAAAACUCCCGUUUAGCAACUUCUCUAGCUAUUCUGCAUCAAAUUGUCACCAGAUAAAUCAGCGAUGUGAACGACUGGGGAGGGAGUCUUUGUUUCAGAAGUGAUUUCAAAAUGGUGAGAUCUUCACUAGGUUUCAGGUAAAAAGUGUAAUAACCGUGUUAUUUGCUCAGUACUGAAGCAUUUUACAUAACGUUUAUAAACAUUCAAUAACAUUUUAUGAAUUUGUAUUUAAUUUCACAGAUAAUAAUGGAAAGAGUAAAAGCUGUAUUGACUAAAGCUCUAGGAGAAAAGGCUGCAGGCGACUUUAUAAAAGCUUGCAUGGAAGUUGACGAUACGCAAAUUAUCAAGAAACGUGUAUCUACUCUGUUGGACACUCGUAAACCAGAGAAUCGUCAAGUUUAUGAAGUUUUGAUACGAGAAAAAAUACGGAGAAGUGGGUUUACUGGUGAGGGAUAUCGUAAAUCUGAUUCAAAUCCUAACGCCCCAAGUGAUCGAAUCAUAACUCCAGAUGAUAAUUUAACUUCAGCAAAGAAUGAUCCAAACCAACCAUUAACAGCAUCUUCACGUAACGUAGGAAAGAAGAAGCAAAAAACCAAGUUUUAUCCAUUAUUUUGCGAGGGAGCUCAUAGUGAUCAACUUGUCUCCUUAUUACCCGGUCGGCAUCCUUGUCAGUGUUUAGCAACUAAACAUCAACUGGUUAAUAAUUGUGUCAAUUGUGGUCGUAUUGUUUGUGCACAAGAAGGUUCAGGUCCGUGCUAUUAUUGUGGAAGUCUUGUUUGCACACGAGAAGAACAAGAUCUGAUAGCAAUGAAAACUAAACAAAGUGAAAAGUUACGCAAUAAACUUUCGCAAGCAGGAUGGGCUACUAGCACUGAAAUUCCGUAUUAUCGACUCGUACGUCGAGCUCAAAAAUCGUCUCAGCAAGAGUCAGGUAUCUCAGACAUUUCGAAAGAGGUUACUUCAAAUGAUGAACUGGUGAGCACCAGUGAUGAUGAAGAUGUAAUAACAAAACCAGUUCAUGGAGCUCAGAUACGCUUAGAACAAGGCCUGAUAAAUGCUUUAUCUAAUCGUGAUAAACUUUUGGAGUUCGAUGCUACUUGUGCUAAACGAACCAGAGUCAUUGAUGAUGAAUUAGAUUAUUUUGCAACAGAAGGAGGUGCUGGAUCAGCUGCAUGGCUAAGUCCUGAAGUUCGUGAGAGAAUAGCUCAACGUGUUGCUGAGUUAAGAGCUCAAAGACAUGCACAUCGUCUACAAUUUGCACGUAUGUGUAUUGAUCUAAAAAACUGCAGUGUAACCGAGGAGGAUACAAGAGAUGAAGCUGCAGAGAAGCUGUACAACCCAAAUCGAGAAGAAAUAGACGAACUUUGCAAACCUUCGAAUAUGUCACAUAAUAAACGAUCUACAUGUGAUGGUCAGGUAACAAAAGAUUCUGGUGUAAUCGAGGUAACCCCGCCCACUUUUGUCCCCCAAAACAAUAAUGGACGGAAUUACACAACAAGAGGUGAUCAAAACCCUGUGAUUACAGCAUUAAACCAUUCCACAUCAGUUUUCCGAAUACAAGAUGAUGAAUCAAGACAACUAGCCGAUGAAGGUUAUUGCCUGAGUCUCCAUCAACCUUGGGCUUCAUUAUUAGUACGUGGGAUUAAGUUAGAAGAAGGGAGAACAUGGUAUAGUCCUCAUCGUGGUUGUCUAUGGAUAGCAUCAACUGCCCGUAAACCUGAUCCCAAAGAAAUUCAUCAGGUGGAGGAUGAAUAUUUAAAAGCUGGUGCUAACAAGUCAGAUAUGCCGACAUCAUAUCCUACUAGUUGUCUUCUCGGUCGAGUAAAUAUUGUAGAUGUAAUAACACAGGAAGAAUAUCGCGAAAAAUAUCCGAAUGGGCCGUCACAAAGUCCCUACGUAUUUAUCUGUGAUGAUCCACAUGAAACUUUAAUCAAAUUCCCAGUUAGCGGGAAACACAAAAUAUAUAAACUUGAAAAAACACAUACAUACUGCAGCUAA
Messenger RNA from Heterobilharzia americana, 1999 nucleotides. NCBI's taxonomy places the organism in Eukaryota, Metazoa, Platyhelminthes, Trematoda, Strigeidida, Schistosomatidae. The record is from the annotation of a GenBank genome assembly.